CUAGUGGGACAUGCUAUCCAUGCAUUCCUAUCCACCUCGGCUCAGCUCUCUGAUAGUCGUCGUCUUGUUAUAAAACCCCCUCCCCUGCAAGGAGAUACAUACAGAAACCAGUGAGACAGACACCCACAGGAGAGUGAUCACCAACAGUCCCCUUCCAUCCAUCCAUGGCAUGCAUCAACAGCACCUUCCAGAGUUGCUCCAUUGCCAGAGGAGCAAAGAUCAGCACAAGGGCUAGUAGGGGCAGUAGUGGGGGGAAGGGGUCACCGACCUUUCAGUGCAAGGCGUCGACUUUCGUGAACGCUGCCAGCCUCCGGCUUGAGCUCGACGAAAACCCUGAGGCAAUCAUCUCCAGGGUGUGGCCUGAGAACGUCUCCCUUCUGAGCUACGACGAUCUCCGCGCCUACCUCGAGUCGCAGGAGACGGUCCAAGUAGAAGAUGAUCAGCACGUGGCGCUCUUGGGUGAGGCCAUGUCAACACCUGUGCUAAUGGCCACAGCAGAUCAGACACUGGAGGAGGUUGAAUGCCACUUUGAGGCCGUGUCAGGGCUUCCAGUUGUAGACAGCAGCCUCAGAUGUGUUGGGGUGGUCGUCAAGAAUGACCGGGCCAGAGCUUCUCAUGGGUCAAAGACAAAGGUCUCAGAAGUGAUGACCUCUCCAGCCAUCACACUAUCUUCUGACAAAACUGUGAUGGAUGCUGCGGUUCUGAUGCUCAAGAUGAAGAUCCACAGACUACCAGUUGUAAAUCAGGACGAACAAGUAAUAGGUAUAGUUACCCGUGCUGAUGUUCUUCGUGUGUUGGAAGGCAUGCUGAAGGUUUAGGAGCGCAGCAAUCCAUGCUUGGAAGUCAGAGCUUCUUGUAAAUAUGUAGAUGUGUCCAUGGUGUUUUUGAGUAGCAGCAUGGAGAUCUAUAGUCUAUAGGAGUGUGCUGUGCCAUCAGUAACAAUAAGUCCGGAAGGGUUGAGAGUUUUUCCUUGUAAAUAAAAGUAGCACGCCAGGAGACUCCAUCUCUGUUUUGUACUGCUCGCGCAACCAAAUGCUGUAAACUAGCCAAAUACUUCCACAGCAAUAUAAAUGGAUAUACCUAAAAUAAUGUUUUGGAA
Molecule: messenger RNA, 1099 nt
Organism: Sorghum bicolor (sorghum)
Lineage: Eukaryota; Viridiplantae; Streptophyta; Magnoliopsida; Poales; Poaceae
Exons: 5
Coding region: 165-818 (217 amino acids)
Source: RefSeq, a predicted model, not a curated record